This is a messenger RNA of Calypte anna (Anna's hummingbird), 1315 nucleotides long. RefSeq names its product homeobox A2 (gene HOXA2). The coding region runs from base 164 to 1291 and encodes 375 amino acids. Gene Ontology annotation, biological process: regulation of DNA-templated transcription. Lineage: Eukaryota; Metazoa; Chordata; Aves; Apodiformes; Trochilidae. Gene Ontology annotation, molecular function: DNA-binding transcription factor activity, RNA polymerase II-specific; DNA binding. The transcript is spliced from 2 exons. The record is from RefSeq and is a predicted model, not a curated record.
CCCCAUACGGCUGUAAUCAGUGAAUUAGAAAAAAAACACCCUACCAGCGAUCUUCUAUGCUAUAUUUUUUUCUCCUCUCUCUCCUGUUUCCUGGGCCUUCCCCCCCCCGAGCCCCCUGAAUUCGAGGGAACUUUUUCUCCGCGGGGGCUGCCAGUUGAAGGCCAUGAAUUUCGCAUUUGAGCGAGAGAUCGGUUUUAUCAAUAGCCAGCCAUCGCUUGCUGAGUGCCUGACAUCUUUUCCCCCUGUCGGUGAUACAUUUCAAAGUUCAUCAAUCAAGAACUCGACGCUUUCACACUCGACACUGAUUCCUCCUCCUUUCGAGCAGACCAUCCCCAGCCUGAACCCCGGCAGCCACCCUCGCCACAGCGGCGGCGGUCGCCCCAAGGCGAGCCCCCGCGGCCGCAGCGGUAGCCCGGGCCCCGCCGGAGCCCCGCCGCCCCCGGAGUACCCCUGGAUGAAAGAGAAAAAGGCGUCCAAGCGAUCUGCGCUGCCGCCCGCCUCGGCCUCCUCCUCAGCCGCUGGACCUGCCUGCCUCAGCCACAAAGACCCCCUUGAGAUCCCCGAUAGUGCUAGCGGUGGAUCUAGGCGGCUGAGGACGGCUUACACCAACACCCAGCUUUUGGAGCUAGAGAAAGAAUUUCAUUUCAACAAGUAUCUCUGUAGACCAAGGAGGGUUGAGAUUGCAGCCUUGCUGGAUCUGACUGAGAGACAAGUCAAAGUCUGGUUCCAGAACAGGAGGAUGAAGCACAAGAGACAGACUCAGUGCAAGGAGAACCAAAACAGCGAAGGGAAAUUUAAGAGCCUAGAGGACCCUGAGAAAGCGGCGGAGGAGGAGGAAGAGGAGAAAUCCCUCUUUGAGCAAGCCCUCAGCAACGUCUCCGGAGCUCUCUUGGAGCGGGAAGGCUACGCUUUCCAACAGAAUACCCUCUCCCAGCAGCAGGCGCAGAAUGCGCACAAUGGCGAGUCCCAAACUUUCCCCGUUUCUCCUUUAACGAGCAAUGAGAAAAAUCUGAAACAUUUUCAACAUCAGUCACCCACUGUUCAAAACUGCCUCUCAACAAUGGCCCAGAACUGUGCAGCUGGCCUGAACAAUGACAGUCCUGAGGCCCUAGAUGUCCCUUCUUUACAGGACUUUAACGUUUUUUCCACAGAUUCCUGCCUACAGCUUUCAGAUGCAGUUUCUCCCAGUUUGCCAGGAUCUCUGGACAGUCCCGUAGAUAUUUCGGCUGACAGUUUUGACUUUUUUACAGACACACUGACUACCAUUGACUUGCAGCAUCUGAACUACUGAGAAAUUAAAGACGUCCUCUCCAAG